AUGUUGGCACUCUCCACCUUGACACGAGCGAGUAUCGCACUCCUGCUCUACGCCAACGUCGUCACAGCAGAUAUUCGCGAUGUACGACUCACGGCCGAAGACGACCUCCCGCCAUGGGCACUCGAGAGCACGCUCCAGAUGAAGUUGACGACGGACUCUACUAACUAUGCCGUCAUUCCGCUGACUGAAGGCUUGGGUCUGGGCAGUAACAGUAUUUCGCGCCAGAUUGUUCAAUUCAAUGGCACCUUCAAAUCAGCCAAGAGUUCCACCUACAUGAACAUCACGGACCCAGACGACGUUGCCUACAUGUCUUGCGACAAGCCCGACGACUCUUCAAAGCCCUUGCCGUUGGCCAUGCUUGAUGUCUUGAUGAAUGCCGCUCCUAGAGCCAUCGUCCUGUACACUACUAGUAAGAACUGGUGUUUUCUCGAUAACACCAGAGAUCUACCUUAUCCGAGCAUCCUCUCCAUGGUCGACCCUGCCGAAGCUACUGCUGUCCUUUCUCAUAUCAACGAGACGGCUUCAGCGCCACCUGUCAGGGUUUCCAUCUAUGGAAACACCACGGACAUGACCAAGCCUGUGCCCCCGGACCACGCGGGUGGGAAGAAGUCGCAGGUCGCAAUGAGCAUUUUAUAUAGCAUAACAGGGCUCAUCACUCUCCUGUUCCUUCUCAUCAUCGUUACGGGAGCCGUAAGAGCUCAUCGUUAUCCAGAGCGAUACGGCCCCAGGCGAGCAGAUGGGGAUCGGCCAUCCCAGAGCCGAGCAAAGGGACUGGCCAAGGCUGUCUUGGAAACCAUACCCAUCGUCAAGUUCGGAGGCAAGCGUCCAUCAAAGCCUGAUCCCGAUCUUGAAAUGGAGACUGCAACCACAGAUGGUCACGAGACACCUGCCAACCGCGCCAUGUCACACACGAGCGAGCUCAAAUCCGGCCAAGCAGUUGAUGGGACCGAGAGCGUACGGCGCCCGUCAGACGUCUGGACCGAUAGCGACGUGUCCUCGGAAGCUGACAUGGGGUGCUCUAUCUGCACUGAAGAUUUCAGAGUUGGUGAGGAUGUUAGGGUCCUCCCCUGCAACCACCAAUUCCACCCGAAUUGUAUUGAUCCCUGGCUGAUUAAUAUCUCUGGGACAUGCCCACUAUGCCGCCUUGAUCUUCGCCCAGGACAUCACGAAUCCCAAGAUGGUCACGAAAUCGAAGGCAGCAUGACGUUGCCACCUCCGUUGGCAUGGGAAGGGGGCGAACACGAUGCCGUUCAGAGCUCGUACCGCAACCGAGUAUCCAGACUGUUUGACGUCAACAGGCUUCGACAGGCAACGGCCGAAGAGCAGAUGGAGGCUCUAAGGCAACUUCGGGAGGACAGAAUCACUCGCGAAAGUACGGCUUCAGAGCUCCAAGAGAGUCAGCCAGCCGAAGAGGAGCAGCGCCACCAAGGGACCCCCUUUGCUGACAAGCUCAGGGAGAAGUUCCGUAUUUUGACGAAGUCCCAGUCGGCACUGGGACGGAGCUCCUGA
This is a messenger RNA of Clonostachys byssicola, 1509 nucleotides long. NCBI's taxonomy places the organism in Eukaryota, Fungi, Ascomycota, Sordariomycetes, Hypocreales, Bionectriaceae. The record is from the annotation of a GenBank genome assembly.